CGGCGUCCGACCCGUCAGCAGCCCGUGGCGGUCCCCAGGGGCGGCGGCCGCGCUGCUCCCUGCGAGCCGGUCCCGCGGGCGGGCGGGCGGCCCGAGGGCGCGGCACCAUGAAGCUGUACAGCCUCAGCGUCCUGUACAAAGGCGAGCCCAAGGCGGUGCUGCUCAAAGCCGCGUACGACGUGUCCUCCUUCAGCUUCUUCCAGAGGUCCAGUGUUCAGGAAUUCAUGACCUUCACAAGUCAGCUGAUCGUGGAGCGCUCCGCAAAAGGCAGCCGAGCUUCCGUCAAAGAACAAGAAUAUCUGUGCCACGUCUACGUGCGAAAUGACAGUCUCGCGGGAGUGGUCAUUGCUGACAGCGAGUACCCAUCCCGGGUAGCCUUUACCUUACUGGAGAAGGUCCUAGACGAGUUCUCCAAGCACGUGGACAGGAUAGAGUGGCCAGUCGGAUCCCCCGCCAGCAUCGACUACACGGCCCUAGACGGCCACCUGAGUCGGUACCAGAACCCCCGAGAAGCUGACCCCAUGACUAAAGUGCAGGCUGAGCUGGAUGAGACCAAAAUCAUUCUGCACAACACCAUGGAGUCUCUGCUGGAGCGAGGGGAGAGGCUAGACGACCUGGUGUCCAAGUCCGAAGUGCUGGGAACACAGUCCAAAGCCUUCUAUAAGACAGCCCGGAAACAGAACUCGUGCUGCGCUAUCAUGUGAUGGCGGCCCGCGGAGGCCCCCGUGCCGAGAUGGCCCGGCCAUCGGCAUCAGACCCGCAGCCGCUGGAGAAGCAGAG
Molecule: messenger RNA, 780 nt
Organism: Odobenus rosmarus divergens (Pacific walrus)
Lineage: Eukaryota; Metazoa; Chordata; Mammalia; Carnivora; Odobenidae
Gene: YKT6
Product: YKT6 v-SNARE homolog (S. cerevisiae)
Exons: 7
Coding region: 108-704 (198 amino acids)
Biological process (GO): endoplasmic reticulum to Golgi vesicle-mediated transport
Cellular component (GO): Golgi apparatus
Molecular function (GO): SNAP receptor activity
Source: RefSeq, a predicted model, not a curated record